Molecule: messenger RNA, 1149 nt
Organism: Penicillium longicatenatum
Lineage: Eukaryota; Fungi; Ascomycota; Eurotiomycetes; Eurotiales; Aspergillaceae
Exons: 1
Coding region: 1-1149 (382 amino acids)
Source: RefSeq, a predicted model, not a curated record
AUGCCCCGAUGGGGAAGACCACCGGGGGCACGAAUGGGGAGACACAAUGGGGGACGAGCGCAGUGGGAGGAAGAUACUCGAGUGAAGGAGAUUAUCAGCGAGGAUGACGAUGUGUUUGGGCGGGAGCUGGUACGAAAUGGUCGCUACCCGUGGCAGCAGGAAUACGGGGGGCGAGUGCCGCGGCGGCGGUUGGAGUAUGAGGAUCUGACUGACGAGGCAGAGUCGGUGCUGGAUGGAGGGGACUACGAUCUGUAUGAACAUGGGGACAGUACGGUGGCUUAUGCAGUUCAGCUGGCCAUGCGAGACAAAGAGGAUCAGCUGGUGGACACGGCGCUGGAGCGAAUUCGCCGGGCCCAAAUUCUGGGCAAAAAGAACGUCCGGCUUUCAAAACGGGAGCUAGCGGCAUUGGAGCGCAAGCGUCAACAGACGGACAACGCAAGUGCUGGCGCAAGUGGUACUAGGUCAGCGCGCAGUCGACAAGGGAGUGUGAGCAAUUCACGGCCAUCGUCCCGACGAAACGGUCACGCUGUACCCCCCGAGCAACCAGGGGCCUACCCACCCUUUGCCCCUGAUGCGGGAUGGAAUCGAAAUGCCGGUCCCCAUGGUCGGCCAACCAGUUCAUCCUCGACCAAUCGUCCACGCACCCCGACGAUGCAAUCUUUGCGCCCGCAACAGUCCAACUCCCCGCUCCGACCGCCCUACUCUCCGUUCACUGAACGUGUACCUCCCAACAACCGUCCCCAGUCGAUGCAUCCACCUUCCAUGUAUGCCCGACCAUUGCCAGACGACCCCAACUGGGCGCCACCGUAUUACAAUCCCAUGCAAAUGAGUCCGUAUGCGGUGGAACAGCCUCCCUUCCAGCCUCAGCUGCCUACAGACCUUCGUGUGGGGCCUCAAAGCCGUAUGAGCUAUGUGGCGGGGAUGUCCCCGAUUCAAGCCCAACAUCGACAGUCGGUCGACGGGCGCCAAUCAGGUCCAUCGCAACCACAACAUACUCCUCCUCCGGAGAGUGAGUCAGAGGAAUCCAGCGAGGAAGAAACAGGAAGUGAUGAAGAUUCCGAUGUCCAGAUCGUGAAAGUUGUGGAGCGUCCGCCUGGUCUCCAAAGGCGUCCUGUUGCGAGAGCUGGCCGAGGUCGUCGAAGCAGUUGA